UGAUGACACAGAGUGGCAGUGCUGCAAAACCUCGCGCAGAGCGACGUCUUUAAUUCAAACAGCGGAGUUUGUCCGAGGAAGAGAAGACAAGUCUGAAGCAAAGAGGCCACAGAGGAAACAAAGGCCGGUCUCACUAUGAAGUUAUCUUCAGCUCUGGCUUUUGUGCUGGUUCUCCCACUCACCUGGGCGCAGGUUCCCCACUGGGGACCGUGUCCAGAACCGUCCGUUCAAACUGCGUUCAACCUCAAGCAGUUCAUGGGCAGGUGGUUUGAAAUUGCCAAACUGCCGGCCCAGUUUGAGAAGGGCCGCUGCAUCGAGACAAACUUCACCAUGAGGACGGACAACUCCAUCCGAGUGGUCAGCUCUGAAAUACUAAAAGGAGAGCUGAGGAAAAUCGAAGGCAAUGGAGUCAUAGAAGACAUGAAGAAUCCGGCCAAGCUGGGGAUAAGUUAUUCCUAUGUCCUGCCCUACUCCCCGUACUGGAUCCUGUCCACGGACUACACCAACACGGCCCUGGUGUAUUCCUGCACGGACAUCCUCAGGCUCUUCCACGUCGACUUUGCCUGGAUCCUGAGCCGAACACGAACCCUGCCUGACGCCACCGUGGAGAAGGCCAAGGAGACCUUCGGCAACAACAACAUCGACGUGAGCAGGAUGAUUGCCAGCAAGCAGCAGGGCUGUGACAAAACCCUGUGAGCGGCAGGGUGCUGCGGUGCAAAUACAAGAUGGUGCUGUUGGAGGGAGAAGAUGACUGAUAUUCUGUGAUGAUUGAGGCCAGGAGGUCUAGACUCAGCUCUGUUAUUUAGUUUGUGCAACAGACCAGAGUUGAAUGUAUUUCAUGUGAUGUUGUUUUAUGUUUAACAGCACAGAUACUAAGUUGUAGUUUUCCCACCUUUUUAUUUGCACAUCAUCACUGAUUGCGAUUUUAUGAUAGAAAUGUUCUGCCCUGUUUUGCCCCGUGAGGCUGAAAAAUGUGUGUUUCAUUUCCUGUAAAAAGAUGUGGAAUCAAACGAUAUUUAAUCUGAUCUGAUUAUACCAGAAACUGGAAAACAUGACACAUCUAAUUAGAGUGAAUAAAGUCAGUCAAACUUA
This is a messenger RNA of Hippoglossus stenolepis (Pacific halibut), 1092 nucleotides long. RefSeq names its product apolipoprotein Da, duplicate 1 (gene apoda.1). Gene Ontology annotation, biological process: tissue regeneration; brain development; lipid transport. NCBI's taxonomy places the organism in Eukaryota, Metazoa, Chordata, Actinopteri, Pleuronectiformes, Pleuronectidae. The record is from RefSeq and is a predicted model, not a curated record. Gene Ontology annotation, molecular function: lipid binding. The coding region runs from base 136 to 696 and encodes 186 amino acids. The transcript has 5 exons.